This is a messenger RNA of Tarenaya hassleriana, 1349 nucleotides long. RefSeq names its product growth-regulating factor 4-like. Lineage: Eukaryota; Viridiplantae; Streptophyta; Magnoliopsida; Brassicales; Cleomaceae. Bases 110 to 1048 code for a protein of 312 amino acids. Gene Ontology annotation, biological process: regulation of DNA-templated transcription; DNA-templated transcription; developmental process. The transcript has 5 exons. Gene Ontology annotation, cellular component: nucleus. The record is from RefSeq and is a predicted model, not a curated record. Gene Ontology annotation, molecular function: ATP binding.
GGGGGGCCGUGUGAUGGGUGGUCUCGCCAGUUCUCCCGUCUCUCCAUUGCUGCAAACCUUCUGGCUGCCUCUUCAGUCGGCAUAGCCCGCAAUCGGUCGGGGGAGGGUGAUGAAGUCAUCAUCACCAUUUUCAGUGUCACAAUGGCAAGAACUUGAGCACCAAGCCUUGAUCUUCAAGUACAUAAUUGCAGGUCUUCAUGUUCCUCCUGAUCUUAUGGUCCCUAUCCAGAAGAGCUUUGAGAACAUUUCUCAUAGGUUCUUUAACCACCCCUCUCUUAGCUAUUGUUCCCUCUACGGGAAAAAGAUUGAUCCAGAGCCUGGAAGAUGCAGGAGGACCGAUGGGAAGAAAUGGAGGUGCUCCAAAGAGGCACACCCCAACUCCAAGUAUUGCGAGCGCCAUAUGCACCGUGGCCGCAACCGUUCAAGAAAGCCUGUGGAAUCAUCAGUUCAAACUAAUAAAACAAGUACCUACUCGUCUCCUUUGUCUUCUAGUGUGACAUCUUCAUCGUUUCCUGGUGGUGGCAAUGCUGCAAACUACCAGAGUCUUCCCUUGCACAGCUUUGGCAAUAUGCAACCUGCAGCUGCUUCUUUGAACCACAAUCAGUCGACCUACAAUAUGGACUCAAUUCCUUUUGGAAUUCCAAGCAAGGAUUACAGGUAUAUGCAAGUGCAAGAAGGGCUGAAGCCUGAGUCGGUUGAGCAUAGUUUCUUCUCGGGCGCUUCUGGAAGCGACAGGAGGGCUCAGACAAGCUUGUUAGAAAACAAUACCACUUGGCCAGUAAUGCUAUCGAGCCUGCAUAACAGCUGUGCACAAACCUCGUCCUUCCUCGACAUUGACUUUGCAUCGAGAGAAACCACUAAACAAGAUGGUCAACCUCUCCGUCCCUUCUUUGAUGAAUGGCCAAAGGCCAGGGCCCCUUGGUCAGGUCUUGAAGAUGAUAGAUCAAACCAGACGUCAUAUUCAACAACUCAGCUUUCCAUAUCCACUCCUGUUGUUUCGUCUGAUCUCUCCGCUGCUAAUUCCCAUUCCCCACAUGCAGACACUUAGGAAAUGAAGCCCGGGAUCUCAGGGAAUGCGAAAAAGGACGGGAGAGCGAAACCGCCUCUCACGGGUCCGGUUCGUGGCUGGAACUCGUGUUUUAUUUUAUGCCUCUGCUUAUGCUUAGUGACCUUUCUACUUAUGUUUGGAAUAAUAAGCACAGAGGUAAAUGCAAAUACUGUUAAGCUGUGAAAUCCAGAACACCCGUUGUUGUUCUGGAUAUUUGUAUGGAGAGGCAAUGGCAUUUUUCUCCAUGGUUCCUCUGCUUCUCUUUCGCUCAUGUUCCAAAAGAUGUGAUUGUUCUUAGUUC